AUGGACGCGACGACCGUUCCGACUUACGCCCGCGUGACAGAAGAGCAGCGAAAUCUUGAACCAAUGAGAGGCGCGUUAACGCAAGGCGAGGAUAAAAUCAACAAUCUGUCCGACGACGUGCUCUCCGCAAUUCUCGAGCGCGCAUCUUCCAGCAAAGGGAUGUACCACGCGCUCGUGUGCCGCCGGUGGCUGCGCCUGGCGCAACAAUUGCAGAAGGUCGUCCACGUCAGCGCCAAGUCCAUCCUCGACGCGGGCGAGCUGCUGCGCAGCUUGGCGAGACUUCCCAAUGUGACCUCGCUCUCGCUAGACAACGAGAGCAUCGACUUCCUCAACGACGAGUUCCUCAAAGCCCUGCCCUCCGCCUGCCCGCAGCUCUCCCGCCUGCGCCUGGACGCGCCGCGGUACUUUGGCGUGCCGUACCACCGCAUUUCGCUCCAGUGCCUUCGCCGCUUCCUCCUCCGGGAUCCGCGCCUCGAGGAGCUCACCCUCAACAGCUGUCUCCGGAACAUGAGGAAGCUUCCCUCGCUCGCAUCGCUCUCGUCGCUUCGCGUGCUCAAGAUUCGGGAAAGCUUCCGCGAUCUUCCCGACGAGUUCGGCGCGCUGCGCGCGCUGGAGGAGCUCCAUCUCAUCUGCCGCGAGCUGCGGAGCCUCCCCGCGUCCGUCACGCAGCUCACGCGGCUGUCCCGCCUCUGCCUGACUAACUGCUUCGCGAUGGAGCAGCUGCCCUCGAAUCUCGGCGCGCUGAGCGGGCUGAUGUCGCUGGAAAUAAGCGCUUCGUACCGCUUAAAAACCAUUCCGGAGAGCAUCGGCGCGCUCAAGGAGCUGCGCCGCCUGGUCCUGCGCUACAUCAAAUGCCAGCUGCCCGACGUGGGGCACGAGUGGCGCAAGUUGGAGGAGUUGCGCCUUGAGUACUGUGACUGUGUCCGCCUUCCGCCCAUCUCCCUUGAGUCCCUUGCGCUCCUAUCCAUCCGCCACUGUUGCAGCCUUCGCGCCCUUUUCGAAGACAUCGGGGAGGCGUCAGCCCUCCGCGAGCUUGAGAUUGUCGAGUCGCCGAUCGAGUGUCUGACGGAUAGGGAGCGGUGGAUGCUCGCGCCGUACGGAUUGGUGCUGCCCCCCACGCUGCUGGCGCUGCCGCGACUGGCGCACGUGGUGCCGGAGAACGUGUCGUGCCUUCCUUCGCUGACUGCGGGCGGCGCAGAGGCAGAUGGACGUCGCCAGCCCAUCGCGCGCCCCUCACCGCUGCAAUCCUUCUCCCUCUGGGGCUGCGACAACCUCACCCAUCUCCCCCACACCCUCGACGCGCUCGCGCCCUCGUUGCGUGCGCUCACGCUCGCCGACCUCCCCGAGUUCUACUCCUUGCCCGCCGAGGUCUGCCGACUCAUCGCGCUCACCUCCCUCUCGCUCCUCCGCCUGCCACACGUCGAGUCCCUUCCCUCCGCGCUCUCCGCGCUUUCCGCCCUCCGCGCGCUCAAAAUCACCGGGGCGCGCAAGCUCACCGUGCUUCCCGAAUCCCUAGACCAGCUGGCGGCGCUCGAGUCGCUGGAGCUCGACGACUACCCGCUCGCCAGCCGCUCGGACCUCCCCGAGCCGCUGUUCGACGUGACGGCGCUGCAGAGCCGGCCCACGGCGCUGAGGAGCCUGCCCGCGUCGCUGGGCCGCCUGACGGCGCUGCAGAGCCUGGUGCUGCGGUGCGUCGCACUCGCCGCCAUGCCCGCCACCGUGGGCGGGCUCAGCGCGCUGACGCACCUCAGCAUCACCCACUGCGCUGCGCUCACCGCGCUGCCCGACGCCAUCGGCGAGCUGGGCCGGUUGAAGUCUCUGACAAUAAGGAGCGCAUCCAUCGCGACCCUCCCAAACACGCUGGGCGGGCUGACUUGCCUCGAAGAGCUACUCGUUUGCGACUGCCCCCUCCUCGCCGCGCUCCCUGCAUCGCUCUGCGCCCUUUCGCGCCUCCGCACGCUCUCCCUCACCAAGUGUCCCGCCCUUUCCGCCCUCCCCGACGCCAUAGGCCAGCUGCGCGCCCUUAGGCGGUUCUCGCUCGAAGACUGCUCCGCGCUCGCCCGCCUCCCCGCGUCCCUCCCGCGCCUCCCCGCGCUCGAGUCGCUCGACAUCGAACGGUGCCCGCUGCUCGCGCACCUCCCCGACGACUUUGGCCCGCUGCCUCGCCUCACGCGCCUGUCCGUCCGCAACGAGUUCCCCCGCCCCCUCGCCUCGCCCUACUUCCUCCCCCCCUCGCUCUCCCGCCUCCCCGUCUCGCUCACCCCCCUGCCCACCUCGUUCUCCCGCCUGCCCGCCUCGCUCUCCCGCCUGCCCGCUCUCCGCAUCCUCGAUCUGUCGUCCUGCGCGUCUCUCUCCGCGCUCCCCCCCGACCUCGCGGCCCUCCCCGCGCUGCACUCCCUGGUGCUGGACGGCUGCUCCGCACUGGCGGAGCUGCCCGCAGGACUGGCGCGCGCGCGGGGGCUGCGCCACUUGGACGUGCGCCGGUGCCCGGCGGUGAGGAAGGACACGGAGCUGGGCUUGUGCGAGCGGCGCGUCAACGUCACGUGGUCCGAAGGGAACAUAUGGGCGAUUUACAGCCUGCAGCAGGCGACGAGGAGAGGCAAGGGCGGUGAGGGAAGGAAGGCAGCAGGAGGAGAGGCCGUGACGAGGGUCGAAAAAGGGGCAGAAAGAGGAGGGGGCGGGUUGGAUGGAGCAGCAACAGUCGAAUCCGGGAUGGUUGCACAGAGUGAGAACAAAGAUGGGGGGCGGAUGGAGGAGGUGGAAGGGGAGGAGGGAGGGAGUGAGGUGAGGGAGGGGGGUGAGCAGCAAGGGGAGGACGGAGGAGGGGGCGGACAGGCAGGGUUUGGGGAGGAUGGGUGUGCUGGGUGGCGCGGAUUGUUUGGGCAAGAGGGCAGCACAGGCGAGUUUGCAAGGUGGUGA
Molecule: messenger RNA, 2919 nt
Organism: Closterium sp. Naga37s-1
Lineage: Eukaryota; Viridiplantae; Streptophyta; Zygnematophyceae; Desmidiales; Closteriaceae
Source: the annotation of a GenBank genome assembly